AUGGAUCAAGUUAAAACAUCAGAGUCAAUUUCUACGAUCCCCUACCCACGCGAUCCGGACUUAUUCGACGCUGGAAAUUGGAUUCAAACAAUCUACGAAAAAUGCUCUUCGCGGCCAGCUAGUGCCAUACUAUUUGGUGAUAGUGGUAUCGGAAAAACAUCUCUUGCCAUCGAAUACACUCAUCGCGUUCGCGAGACAUUCCCAAAAAGAUCGGUAAUCUGGCUCCACGCAGGUAACGCUGCUCGCUUUGAGGAAAGUUGUUCUAGGACUGUCAGUCUCCUGGGGAUUACCGAUGACAAUAAUCCUACCGGUAACAAGUUCAUCCAGCUUUGUAGCUGGCUCCAAGAUGCGGGGAGAGAGGAAUGGGUUCUCGUAUUGGACGGAGCAGACGAUGUCCAUAUUUUCAACAACACAAGCCUCUUAGGCCACUCUUCUGCAAUCAAUUAUCUUCAAGGCUGCACUAACGGAUCAAUCGUCGUUACUACUACUUCCAAAGAGGUCGCGUUGGCAUUUGUUCAGCCUGGGGAUGUUAUUCACGUUACUAAUUCCCCAGAGACCAAUGACUUUAUGAUGCUGGAAAUGCUGAAAAGAAAGAUGACCCGAGAACUUGAUGACAGAGAACUCCACACAGUCAUAGGUACUAUGGAUUCCUUGCCUCUCUCGAUUAUCCAGGCGGCUGCUUACCUUAACUAUCGUGGAGCGGCUUACUCUCUGGAACAGUAUUCGGAAUGCCGUGCUUGUGACCUCGGUAUGCUGGAACUCGAUACGCGGGACACGAAUGGAGAUUAUAAACAUCGGGGUUCAACAUUUGUGCCAUGGCAAUUAUCCUUCGACUAUAUGUUUCAAACUAGACCGUCUGCAGCAGAUCUUCUUUGUUUGGCAAGUUUCUUCGAUAAACAAGCAAUUCCAGAGUACAUGCUACGAAGCCAAUCUUCGGUUAAAGAAACCGAAAAUGCUUUCGCGACAGAUGAGAAUUCAGACACAUCGUCCUUUACCAUUGUCGAUGGAUUUGAAGAUGAUCUCCAGAUGCUGAAAGACCUCUGCUUAAUCACAGCCGACUCAACAGGCAAGACGCUGGAAAUGCACAGCCUCGUUCAAUUUGCAACACAAGAAUGGCUCAAGACAAAUGGGCACUUCGAAAGAUGGCAAAAUGUGUUCCUUGCCAGGAUCUCUGCACAGUUCCCGCCUCCCCAGCCUGAGAAUUGGGAGAAAUGCCAGUCACUCUUCCCACACAUUUAUGCCGCAUUACGUAGAUGUCCUUCAGAAGACUCAUAUACAAUGACAGAAGAAUGGAUUCAACUCGGGCAGAAUGCAACACUAUUUAUCUCCCAGACGGAUGGGGUAUGUGCCGCACCAAACAUCGUACAGCUUUCGAAGGACAUGCAGAGAGCUGCAAGAAAUCGAGAGGAUAUGUCAUACGUCUUGCUCAAAAUGAAAGAUCAUAUGGGAGAAAUUUGCGCAUCUAUUGGCUUCUGGCAAGAAGCAGAGUUGCUCAGCAGUGAAGGGUUGCACCAGAGCAAAGACUUCCUUGGACAGGAGCACCCGGAGACACUGCGUCGAGAAACAAACUUAACCAAGUUGUACAUACAACAAGGCCGAUACCAAGAUGCAGAAACGGGCUACAGAAAGCUUUCAGCAAUAAUGAAGAGAGUGUAUGGCUCCGAGGAUCCAGAAACACUUAUUCAUCUGAGUAAUUUGUCCAUGACGCUAUCAAUGCAGGAGAAAUGGCGUGAAGCAGAAACGCCUCUUCGGCAAGCUGUUGAUGGGAGUAUCCUUGUUCUCGGCGAAGCAAAUCCAGUCACACUGGAACGAAUGAAAAGUUUAGUGAAAGUUUACCUUGCGCGGGGGAAAACUCGAGAAAUGGAGGCAGAAUCGUUGCAAAGUCACGUUGUUGAUAUUUCGAGAGCUGUCUCCGGGGCUGAGCACCCAAGUACGGUGGAUAGUAUGAAUAGCCUCAUAGAUAUGCAUAUUCGGUCGAAACGAUGGCCGGAGGCUGAGGCGCUUCAGUUACAUGUGCUCGAGGCACAGAAAAAGAUACUUGGUCAGGCCCAUCCUAGCACUUUGGCUAGUAUGGAGAACUUGGUUUUUCUUUGUCUUGAGCAAGAGCAGUUGCAUGAUGCCGAGUUUGUGCAGCAGUCGAUCAUACGUAUCUCUGUGGUAAAGCUGGGUCUAGAUCAUUAUUUGACGCGACAGGCUAUGAGCUCGUUAAGGAGUAUACGAAUGAAGAUAGCAUCGUCUCAGGUACCUGAAAACUGGGAUGAUCCAUCGGAUAGUUGUGAUGAGCCCGUGAACUGGGAUAUGGUAUAG
Penicillium angulare is the source of this 2307-nucleotide messenger RNA. RefSeq lists its product as uncharacterized. The record is from RefSeq and is a predicted model, not a curated record. The coding region runs from base 1 to 2307 and encodes 768 amino acids. The transcript has 2 exons. Gene Ontology annotation, molecular function: protein binding. Lineage: Eukaryota; Fungi; Ascomycota; Eurotiomycetes; Eurotiales; Aspergillaceae.